Molecule: messenger RNA, 3484 nt
Organism: Electrophorus electricus (electric eel)
Lineage: Eukaryota; Metazoa; Chordata; Actinopteri; Gymnotiformes; Gymnotidae
Source: RefSeq, a predicted model, not a curated record
UAUUACACGCAACUUACAUUUGGAGACUUUUCAGCAACCCAUGUCCACAUCCGCUUCCGUCCGGAAGACCCCGGUGGAUUACGGGGUGCAGAUCCGGUUCAUAAAGGACCUGCAUGACACGGGUGGUGCUACCAGGAGCGGGUCUGGGUCCCGGCGAGAGGCCUCGGCUAAGCCCUCGGCUAAGCCCUCGGCUAAGCCCUCGGCUAAGCCCUCGUCCCGCUACGGCGUGGCUGUGCGGGUGCAGGGCAUUGCGGGUCACCCCUACGUGGUGCUGAAGGAGGGGGAGAAGGGCGACUCGUAUGGCGUGCAGCUCCGAAGCCAACCGCACCUGCCCAGGACGACGGACGAGGGGUCGGCUCAGGAUCCGCACCCGUUUGCGACGGCGCCGGAUGUCUCCCUGCGCCGCGCCCAGUCGCACGGCUCCCUGCUGGACCGGGACGGCGUCCCCGACGACUUUGGCCAAGAAUUCGGCCGGCCGCCCGGCGACGGUCACUCGGGGAGCUACGGGAGCCUGGACACAGUGUGCGGCGUCCCACCCGCCGCCGGCCGUUGGGGCGGGUCACUCCAGGCCGGUCUGAACGGCUCGUCGGAGCGCUACCGCGCCACGCCGGCUCCGGGCCUCCGGAUGCCGGCCCAUAGGCCGGUCAGCAGGUUCAACGCAGGUGCUGAACAGGCUGCUGUGGUGGGAGGCUCCACUAGAGGGAGCACUCCCACUCACGACUCAGCAAGUAGGCCUCACCUUGGCUCCUCUGCCCCUCCCCCUGCCCAGAACACAUACUCCUCCCUUCCUGCAGCCUCUACGCCGGCUUCAGGUUAUAGCAGCAUGGGGCGGGGCUCCGGAUCUGUCGCCAAGGUGACAGCCAUGCCUUCCGCUGGCUUAGUCUGUGUGGAUUCACAUGUGACUCCUGACCUUUUGAUGGGCCAGGGUCAGAGUUCAGGGCCAGACUUGGCGACUGAGGCAGAUCAGAUGCACCAGCUUGUCUACGGUGUCUUGCGACAGGGGAGCAGCGAGAGUGAUGGGGCCAUUACACGACGUGCCCGACUCAUCUGUGACAGGAUCCGCCAGCUCCAGGUGACCAGGCUGGACUCUGGCCUUAAGGCGGAGCUUGAGCAGUGUCUGGAUGAAAAACUUCAACUGCAGGAGGAACUGAGCAGGAAGAAGACUGAUCUAGAUCACACACACUCGGAGCUGGCCCAAGUACGCAUGGAGUGUGAGACUGCAGCACGGCAGGUCCGACAGCUGGAGGAUGAGGUGGUGUGUGUGCAGGAGGGUCUGAGGAGGGAGAUGGAGGCCCAUGCGCAGAGUGCCGCCACACACGAGGAGCUGGCGGAGGUGCAGGACACUUUGAGGCAAAAGGAAAGGGAGCUCACUGCCCUGAAGGGGGCGCUGAAGAAUGAGGUGGCCACACAUGACAGAGAGAUGGAAACUCUCAGAGAGCAAUACAGCCACGACAUGGAGAGACUGAGAGGAAGCAUGGAGCAGGUGUCACAGUCCCAGGCCAGCAUAGAGGCAGAGCGUCUGCGUGUCAACACCACCAUGAGGUCCCUGCAGCAGCAGCUGGACGUCAGCAGAGAGGAAGGAGACCACUGGAGAGAGCAGCUCCAGACCAGCAGGGAGGAGCUACGCGCUACCAAGCAGGAGCUUCUUCAGGCUCGUUUGGAGAAAGAGGAGUUUGAGGAGGAGCUGAAGGAACUCCAGGAACGACUGAACGUGAUGAAACAGCAGAUACCUGAUGUCAAACAUGACCAGGUACUCACACAGGAACUGGCGCGCUGCCGUACGGAGCUGGCAAGUGUCCAGGCGGAGGUGGACAAACUGAAGGGAGACCUGGACAAGAAGACGAUGGAGAUUAUCUCACUGAAGAAGGCCAAUCAAGAACUACAUGCUGAACAGAAGUAUGAGAUUGACAGGCUUAAGAACCAAUCACGGAGAGAUAAGGAGGAGCUGACUAAAGUGCAGGAGAAAGCCAGGCUGCGUGCGGAUCCAUCGCUGGUGCAGUCUCUGCGUGAGGAGGUGGGCGUGGCACACGAGGAAGUUGAACGGCUCCGCAGACAACUGCUUUUGGCCGAGGAGGACCUGAAGAAGGAAAGAGGCCAUCUCAACUCCUCCCAGACCCUCAUACAAACGCUCACGCAGGAGCGGCAGGAGCUGGAGGAGACCCACACACGCCUGAAGGACAGGGCCACACGUCUAGAGUCCCAGCUGCAGGCGCGAGUGUCCCAGACGCUGGAGGCCGAGCAGGAGCUCCAGGAGGAAUCCAGGAGGCUUCGGCAGCAGCUGGACGAGGCCCAGCACACCUGUGCCAGACUGGGUCAGCACAGGGACGAACUGGCCCGUACCCUAGAGGACAGGGAGAGGGACAGGGAUGUCCUCCGCAAGGAAAACACACAGCUGGACGAGGAGAAGAAGCAGCACGAGAAGACCCUGGACAAACUCAGCAAAGAGAUCGAGCGUCUGUCUGCUGACUCUAGCCAGUCGGUGCAGCAGCUACAGGUCCAGCUGAGCGAGCAGAGAGACCGGUGGAGGAGAGACCAGCAGGACCUACAGAAAGCUCACAAGGAGAAGCUGUGUGAACUGGAGCAUGCCCAGAUCAGCCUGCGCUCCCUGCAGGAGGAGUUGGCUCGUCAGAAGAAGGAGCUGAUGUCCUGCUGUGAGGAGAGAGACAAUGCCGCCCUGGACCGAGAGCUGGUCCUCAACCGCCUGCGCAACCUAGAGGCCGAGCUGGAGAGCCAGCGGAGCGCGGUCAGCGAUCGGGCCCGGGACUUGCGCAGCAUGGAGGACAAAGUGAAGCUCUUGGAGUUGGAGCUGGAGGAGGAGAAGAACAGUGGGGAGGUGCUGACAGACCGGAUCUCCAGGAGCAGGGAGCAGAUCGACCAGCUGCGUUCGGAGCUAAUGCAGGAAAGGUCCUCUAAACAGGACCUGGAGCUGGACAAAAAUGCUCUGGAGAGACAGCUAAAGGAGCUGAAGUCUCGCGUAGCGGAGAUGGAAGGUCAGCCGCGCGGCUCGGCGAGUUCCUCUCAUCUGGAGGGACGACUGCAGGAGCUGGACGAUCGCCUGAGGAAUGAAGAAAGAGAGAAGAACUCGGCGCUGGCAUCUCAACGGCGUCUGGAGAGGAAGAUAAAGGAGAUGAACAUCACACUGGAUGAAGAGAGACAGCAGCUCUGUGAGCAGAGAGACCAGCUGGCGCUGCGGGUGAAAGCUUUGAAGAGACGGGUGGAUGAAGGUGAGGAACAGGUGGAGCGGGUUGAGGGUUUGAGGAGGAAAGCAGUGAGGGAUCUGGAGGAGCAGAUGGAGCAGAAGGAGACUCUACAGGCCCGAGUAGUGGCACUGGAGAACGAGCUCAAAAGGAAGAUCCAGCGGGCACAACACAUCACUAUGGACUCAGCCCUCAGCUCGGAGGAUGACGAUGACGAAGGUCUGUAUGACCCCUCCAGCGUCACCUCCCUCCUCACAGAGGGCCAUCUUCAGACCAGCUCCUGCUAG